Drosophila rhopaloa is the source of this 2083-nucleotide messenger RNA. RefSeq names its product malonate--CoA ligase ACSF3, mitochondrial (gene Acsf3). The transcript has 3 exons. Bases 132 to 1943 code for a protein of 603 amino acids. NCBI's taxonomy places the organism in Eukaryota, Metazoa, Arthropoda, Insecta, Diptera, Drosophilidae. Gene Ontology annotation, biological process: fatty acid metabolic process. Gene Ontology annotation, molecular function: medium-chain fatty acid-CoA ligase activity. The record is from RefSeq and is a predicted model, not a curated record.
UCAGAAUCGUUUUGGCUUUUCAAACGAUAACUGAAAAUCGGAGCUAAUUUCUGCUCUCCGUACUAUUUACUCUAAAUAAGUGAUUUCGCGACUACACUACUUAAUAAAAUAAAAAAAAAACCAAAAAGAAGAUGCUGCUACUGCGACGUUGUCCUAAAUUAAAUCUGCGUCCAUGGGUUCGUCUUUGCUCCGCUGAACUGAUACAUAAGGAUGGCUUCAUAGAGAAGUUGCGCCACAGCUUCGACGAGGAUGAGCGCAGCAAUUUGGUGGUGCCCACAUUCAAGAAGGCCAUGCUUUAUCCGGAUGAGAUCGCCAUUAAGGACAUCACCGGGGAGUACACCUAUUUCCAGUUGUAUCUGGCCGCCAAACGCCUUGCAAUUCAGAUCUCAAACAUUUGUGGCAGUGCCUCGCUUUCGAACGUGACUUACUUGUGCUCGAACAAUGCCUUGUGGGUCGCGAUCCAGUGGAGCUGUUGGAUCUCUGGCCAGGUAGCGGUGCCCCUGGAAGCUGGCCAGGCGAUGGAUCAACUGCAGCGCCAGGCUUCCAGCUGCAAGACCAAGCUGCUAAUAGCCACUCCCGAGUUCGAGAACCUCGCCCAGGAGUUGUCGCAGGGACUGAAAUCGGCCACUAUCGUGCUGGAUCACACGUUUGUGCCGACGGCGGAGAGUGUGUCUUCCACCUCGAUGUAUGCCAAGCAACUGGUGGGCACCCAGGGAGUGAUCCUCACGGAGAGCACCCUGCCGAGUGACUUCUAUGCCAAGGCACCGGCCAUGCUGAUCUAUACGCCCAAUGCGGUGAACAAUCCCAAGCCGGUGCUAUUGACCCACCGCAAUAUCGAUGCCCAGGUGCGAUGCUUGAUCGGCAGUUGGCGUUUGGGACCCACGGACUGUAUGCUACCGAUACUAUCCAUGAAUCGGAUGCAUGCCGCCUUGGGGGCAGUCUUAAAUGUGGGCGGUAAUGUCGUGCUGCAGCAAAAGUUUGAUGGUCAUAAUGCCUGGAGUGCUCUGUUGGGCAUCAAUAGUCCAUCAAAACAGCGGGUCACCCUCUUUUUGGCCAUGCCCAUUGUUUACAAGAGACUGAUUGCUGAAUAUGAGAAGAUGUUUGCGAAGGAUUCGCGAAUGGUCGAGUAUAUUGUGAACCAUUGCCGGCAAAAGAUCCGACUGAUGGCCACCGCUUUUGCCCUGCUACCGGAUUCGGUGUUCUUCAGAUGGCGCGAGAUUACGGGGCAGAACAUCUACGAAUACUAUGGAAUGAUGGAAACGGGCUUGGUCCUGGGUCAUCCCCUGGAUGAGCCCCAUCGCGAUGGAACAACUGCGUCUUCAGCAGCGGGAUCAGCAAGUCCAAGUAAUGCCAGUGCCCUCAAUGAUUAUCGACCGGGUACUUUGGGUGCUCCCCUCAAGGGAGUUACAGCCCGAUUGAUUAGCAAUAAGGGUGACGAACUGAUAACCUGCAAGAACGAACUCGGCGGAACUGUGGAUCAUGGUCUCAUUCAGGCGGAGGACAUCGGCGGCAAUACGUCGUUGGCCCAAACCGUAAUUGGUGAACUUCAGAUAGCUGGUUCGCAUCUGGUGUCCAGCUCCUUGGCCAGCAAUAAUCAGCAAACGGAACCGGAGAAUGCCCAAGAUGGUUUCUUCAAAACCGGCGACAUUUGCGCCUAUCAGAAUGGCCACUUUUAUUUCCUCAGCAAGACCAGCGAUGUCUUCACCGUCGGCGGUUACAAGGUUUACGGAUCGGAGAUCAAAAAGGUAUUGAUAUCGCAUCCAAAUAUCAACGAUGUGGCUGUUUUGGGUAUACCAAAUAAAUUGUGGGGCCAUCGUCUCGGCGUUAUAUGCAUUGUAUCGCCGGAUGCGGAUAUUGAUUUGGAUGCGAUCAAGACGUACUGCUAUCGCCACUUGCCGGCCCACAAGUGCCCCACCGUCUUCAAGACCCUCGUGUCCAAAUAAACCUAUUACCAAAACUAGUCUUAAGUCCCGUCCUCGUUCUCGCGUCCUAAGCUACAAAUUCAUGUGAUUUUUCGCGCUGUUAUCCAAAAGAUCUUUCUUUGUCAUAAUAAUAAUAAUAAUUUUCAAUAUUUUCAAUUCAA